GGGACCGAGGCUGGUUCCUCCCGCCCCGCUGAUUUUUCCGAAUUCCUCCGCCACGCCUCCCUCGUCGCGUCCGGAAGCUGAGAGGGUCCGCUGGCAGCCAUGGCGGCGCACCUCAAAAAGCGGGUGUACGAGGAAUUCACUAAGGUGGUUCAGCAACAACAGGAGGAAAUUGCUACUAAGAAACUUCGACUGACAAAACCAAGUAAAUCUGCAGCACUCCAUAUAGAUCUGUGUAAGGCUACCUCCCCGGCAGAUGCUUUGCAGUACCUGCUUCAGUUUGCCAGGAAGCCUGUUGAGGCAGAAAGUGUGGAGGGAGUAGUCAGGAUUCUCUUGGAACAUUACUACAAGGAAAAUGAUCCAUCUGUGAGACUGAAAAUUGCAUCAUUGUUGGGUUUACUGUCAAAGACUGCAGGAUUUUCACCAGACUGCAUUAUGGAUGAUGCCAUUAACAUCUUGCAGAAUGAAAAGUCUCAUCAAGUCCUAGCUCAGCUGUUGGACACUUUGCUUGCAAUUGGCACUAAACUCCCAGAGAAUCAAGCUAUCCAGAUGCGAUUAGUUGAUGUAGCCUGCAAGCACCUGACAGAUACCUCACAUGGUGUAAGAAACAAGUGCCUGCAAUUACUUGGUAAUCUUGGUUCUUUGGAGAAAAGUGCCGCAAAAGAUACAGAAGGCCUAGCCGUCAGAGAUGUCCAGAAGAUUAUAGGGGAUUACUUCAGUGACCAAGACCCACGUGUCAGAACAGCAGCUAUUAAAGCAAUGUUGCAGCUCCAUGAAAGAGGACUGAAAUUACACCAAACAAUUUAUAAUCAGGCCUGUAAAUUGCUCUCUGAUGACUAUGAACAAGUGCGCAGUGCUGCAGUCCAGCUUAUCUGGGUUGUCAGUCAGCUAUAUCCUGAAAGCAUUGUCCCAAUCCCUUCUUCUAAUGAAGAAAUUCGCUUAGUUGAUGAUGCUUUUGGAAAAAUUUGUCACAUGGUUAGUGAUGGCUCCUGGGUAGUUCGUGUUCAAGCUGCAAAGCUGUUGGGCUCUAUGGAGCAAGUCAGUUCUCAUUUCUUGGAGCAGACACUUGACAAGAAGCUGAUGUCAGAUCUGAGGAGGAAACGCACUGCACAUGAGCGCGCCAAGGAACUUUACAGCUCAGGGGAGUUUUCCAGUGGCAGGAAGUGGGGAGAUGAUGCUCCCAAGGAAGAAAUAGAUACGGGGGCUGUGAACUUGAUAGAGUCAGGAGCUUGCGGAGCCUUUGUUCAUGGAUUGGAAGAUGAGAUGUAUGAGGUCCGCAUUGCUGCUGUAGAGGCUCUCUGCAUGCUGGCCCAGUCUUCACCCUCUUUUGCUGAGAAGUGCCUUGACUUCUUGGUUGACAUGUUUAAUGAUGAAAUUGAGGAAGUACGUCUGCAGUCCAUACACACGAUGAGAAAAAUCUCUAACAAUAUCACUCUUCGAGAGGAUCAGCUUGACACUGUCCUUGCUGUGUUAGAGGAUUCAUCCAGAGAUAUUAGAGAGGCUCUUCAUGAACUUUUAUGCUGUACUAAUGUUUCAACCAAAGAAGGGAUUCAUCUUGCACUGGUGGAGCUGCUGAAAAAUUUAACCAAGUACCCUACUGAUAGGGACUCCAUAUGGAAAUGUUUGAAGUUUCUGGGAAGUCGACAUCCAACCCUGGUGCUCCCCUUGGUGCCGGAGCUCCUGAGUACCCAUCCGUUUUUUGACACUGCUGAACCAGACAUGGAUGAUCCGGCUUACAUUGCAGUUUUGGUUCUUAUUUUCAACGCUGCUAAAACCUGUCCAACAAUGCCCGCAUUAUUUUCAGAUCAUACCUUCAGGCACUAUGCCUACCUCCGUGACAGUCUUUCUCAUCUUGUUCCUGCCUUGAGGUUACCAGGUAGAAAAUUAGUGUCAUCAGCUGUGUCUCCCAAUAUCACACCCCAAGAGGAUCCCUCCCAUCAGUUCCUGCAGCAGAGCCUUGAAAGGGUAUAUAGUCUUCAGCAUCUGGACCCUCAGGGAACCCAGGAGCUGCUAGAGUUCACCAUCAGGGAUCUGCAGAGACUUGGAGAGCUUCAGUGUGAAUUGGCAGGAGUAGCUGACUUCUCUGCUACCUAUCUUAGGUGUCAGCUUCUUCUCAUCAAGGCGUUGCAGGAAAAGCUGUGGAAUGUGGCCGCCCCUUUGUAUUUGAAGCAGAGCGAUUUGGCCUUGGCAGCAGCAAAACAGAUCAUGGAAGAGACCUACAAAAUGGAAUUCAUGUAUAGUGGAGUGGAGAACAAGCAGGUGGUGAUUAUCCAUCACAUGAGGCUACAGGCCAAAGCCUUGCAACUUAUAGUAACAGCACGGACUACUCGAGGAGUUGACCCCUUAUUUGGAAUGUGUGAAAAAUUUUUACAAGAAGUGGACUUUUUUCAGAGGUGUUUCAUUGCCGAUUUGCCCCACCUGCAAGACAGCUUUGUGGACAAACUUCUUGACCUCAUGCCCCGACUCAUGACAGCCAAACCUGCAGAAGUGGUCAAAAUUCUACAGACCAUGCUGCGGCAGAGUACCUUUCUACACCUUCCCCUUCCAGAGCAGAUCCACAAAGCCUCAGCUACCAUUAUUGAGCCAGCAGGCGAGUCAGACAACCCUUUGCGGUUUACAUCUGGGUUGGUGGUGGCCCUGGAUGUCGAUGCAACCCUGGAACAUGUGCAGGAUCCUCAGAACAUUGUCAAGGUCCAGGUCUUAUAUCCAGAUGGUCAGGCUCAGAUGAUCCACCCUAAGCCGGCAGACUUCCGGAAUCCUGGCCCAGGGCGUCACCGGCUUAUCACUCAGGUGUACCUCUCCCACACUGCCUGGACAGAACCAUGCCAGGUCGAAGUGAGACUGCUGCUGGCCUACAACUCCAGUUCACGCAUUCCAAAAUCCCUUUGGAUUGAGGGUGGAGAGAUGGCACCCCAGGUGGAAACCAGCAUUGAGGGCACCAUUCCCUUAAGCAAGUCCGUAAAAGUGUACAUAAUGCCCAAGCCCGCAAGGCGCUGAGUCACAAGCAGUCUUUACAGCCGUGUGCGAGAAGGCCCUUCUUGGGAUCAGAGUGAGCCGGAAGCCUAGAGCAUUUCACCUGGAAAUGGUAAUACAGGCAUAAGGAGGAACAUGUGACCCUUAUAGUCUCAUCUGGUAUCAAACAUUGGGUAAAUUAUUUUGCAUUAAGAAAACAAAAACCUUCAGGUCAAUCCCACCCCUACCCCACCAUCUACCCCACCAGCUCUGCCUCCAAUAAAGUUGAGAGAAGACCAGGCUAUUCUAGUUCCUGACCUUAAACAAAUUUGUGUGGCUAUAGAUUCAACAUUUAUACCACAUGCUUACAUUCUUCAGGUGUGAAACAAAGAUCCAAUUUUCUGGCCACUUCCAAAGAACCAGUUAUUGGAGCCAUAAUCUCACUUCUUAAAGCAGUAGUCUGUUUGCCAGGGCCAACUCCAAAGCAAUUUUCACAGCUGUACUUUUCCACCAUCCAGAGUUCCUGAAUGGCCCUAGAUACUUGUUAUCUUACCGAGCGUCUCCUUCCCCAGCUCAGACAAUAGCUGGGCCAAGGACUGAAUGAAUAGCUGAAGAAUGAAUCAUUUUCAUCCCUGAGGGAAAUUCUUGAUCUUGCCUAUCAUUAUCCUUAGAACCAAAAUAAUAGAGAAGGGCCAUAUUUUAGGGGGAAAAAACCCUAAAAAACAAGAUUAUGGGAAAGAGGGAUCCGGUGUAAGAAAUAGUCAUUUCCCACUACUUCUCUGAUGACUCCAGUGUUGGAGCUACUUCGCUGGCCUGGGUCACACAACUAGUAAAUGACAGAGGUGGGAGGUGAACCCAGGCAGUCUGCCUCAAGGAGAUCAUAACUGCUCUAGAAGGACUAAGGGAAGAAGAUUACUUGCAGGGAGCUUGCUUUUCAAGUGUGCUCACAUAUUUUGAAUAUCUCAAGAUGUGCCAUCAGUGGGUUCUUGUGUGUCAACAAGGUGCCCUAAAAAAAUCUGCUUGUAGAUAAAAUGAAGCUUGAAGCCAGGCUGAAUCAUACCAUGGCCCAGAUACAAGCACCUAAUGACUGCUGGGUUGGAGCACAAAUGAAAACAUCAAGACGCAUGGCUGCUAAUUGAGCCCUUCAUGCCAUAGCUAUAGAAUGCCUUCCAAGGGAAGAAUAUGCUGGAUCCUUUUCAGAUACACUACCUCUUUAAUAAAAAUCCUUCUUGGUUAUUCCCCAUUUUACACGUAGGGAAACUGAGGCUUUGAGAUAAUGUCUUCCUCCUAAGGGGCAAGGCCAGGAUUUGAUCCUAGGUCUUAAAACCUAAAAUACAGUACUUUUCCCCCAAAGAUGACAGACUUUGCCUUAGUAUCAAGAUGAGUUUUUUAAAACUGCAUAAUUGAAUAGGCUACAUUAGGAGACAAGGAAUUGUCCAUGCUGGAUGUGUUCAAGCAGAAGUUGAACAUGCUCCUGACAAGUUUGUUGUAAAGGAAUUCAAGUAUCAUAUGAGGGGAUGGACUCAAAUUUUAAAUUCUCUGUGAAAUAUAAGAAUUGAGUUUUCUGCACCUGGUUUCACACUUUUUCACUGAAGUGAAAAAAAUGACUAUAUUACAGAGACCUGGAAGGGAGCAUAAAGAUGGCUUCAGUGUUGCACCCUCAUUUUACAAGUGAAUGUGCAAGCCCAAAAAGACUGAGUUAGUGGAAGCCAAGUCUGGAACCCAGGCCUCUUGAUUCUUAGUCUAAAAUGGUUUUCAUGUCUUUUUCAGUGGUCCACCGUGUACCUCAUCAAAGCCAGAAACUGUGUCCCAUUUGACUCUAUCCUUACCCCUUAUGUAAAACCAGUCAUCAAGUCCUUUAGAUUCCACUUCCUUAAGUGUUUCUUGACUCAGUCCUCUCCUCGGUAUACUCACUGCUUCUGGCUUGAUGCAGCCAUCAUCAUCUCUUCUAAAGUAUGGGAUUAGCUUCCUAAUGAGCUCCUUGCCUGAAAUCUUGCCCCUUUUAGUUCACUCCUCACACAGCUGACAGAGUCAUCUUUCUAAAACUCAGAUCUGAUCCCUCCAUUCCCCUGCUUUCACCUCUUUAAGUGGGUCACUUCUGGCCCCAAGCAGGGUUUUUUCAUGUCCCUGCUGUCCUCUCCAUCCUCAUACUCCCUGUCCCAAACAGUCUCUGUGCUGCUCUGGCUGUAGAGGAUUAUCUGUAGUUAUUCCCAGUUCUCACCAUGCUCUCACUUGCCUCACACCUUUGCACCUUCUGGAAUAUGCUCUUCAGAUUGUCUCCUGUGGUUCCUUUCUUUUCAUACUUUAGGACUGAGCCUCAUUCUGGAACCUGUGUCUCCUAUGGGCUUGGUGCAUUGCCUCUAUGUUCCCACAGCCUCCUUUACAUCCCUCAAGCAUUGUAUUUUCUACAGGUUUACAAAUGUAAUCCCCUGAAGCAGGUAGGCAGGAAAAAAAAGGGGUCAAGUGGUCUGGAGGACAAUAAUAGAGACUGAAAAAUCAGUGUAGUCUCUCUCAGAAGACAGUUGCUAUUCAGCUCCACUUAAGUUGUAUUAAGUAUGAGCCUGGUAAUGUUAAAGCUGAUUCUUCCAGAAAAGCCAGAAAUCUGCAUUUUCAUGUAAAAAAUACACACUUUAAAAAUUUUGGUAACUAAAGUAAAAGUAAAUUCUGAGACAAAACGUGUCUUCAGGUAGAUUUGUGCCCGUUUGCAACUUCUGCACCAUCACCGUGUGUUUACAUGUCUGUUUCUUCCAACCAAUCUGUGAAUAGCUGGACAGUAAGAAUAUCUGUGUUGUUUCCACAGCACAGCUCCUGGCACAUACCAGGCAAGGAAAGAGUGAAUGAGUCCAUGAAUCUAGAGCAAAUUUAGCAGUACUGUGGCUUGCCUGCAAAAGCCAGCCCUGAGAGUCAAGUUUCUGAAAGGACUUUGUAUUUGGCUUUGACAUGAUUGACCUCAGGAAACAGAAUUAUGGAGAAGGUACACACCUAGCAGUUGGCAGACUUCUUGUCUUAGGAACCGCUUAAGCUAGAAGAAAUUAAGUAUGGGCAGAGUGAGGGCUGGGCAAGCAACUUACAAAUUGAAUCAAUGUUUAAUGAUUAAGGCAUGGGACUAGUGUCACAGAAAAAUACCUUCUCCCAAGGCUGCAUAUUUCUAGCACUGGCCAGGUACAACAGAUUCAGAAGUAGGGGUAUUUAUUAGCAGGUUCUAUACAAAGUUUAGUAACUUCACUGUCAAUUUGGUCUCUAAGAAGUUUGCACUAAGUUCUCUUUAAUGUAGAGACAGCUCACUUAGGAACACUGAUUAUACCCACACCUAAUUCAACACCCACUGGAGCUGUCUUAUCUUAUAUUUGACAAAAUUUUUUUUAUUGCAUCAGAGAAACAGUCUGAAUUUUAUCGAACAUCCCUCCUGGCUAUAAGUGUCUGGCUUUAUGAGGGAACUGAGAUCUAGAAAGAUCCUAUCAUCUGACAAGUGGCUGGUUGCAGAAAGGGCACUGAGCAGGGCCUUCUCAGACCUCUAGGUUGAGUGUCAGGUCUGUGAGGAUUUUUCGCCUAUGGGCCUCCUAAGGAAGUGGUAGAAAGAGAUCAAGACACAACAUCUAAUCCUAGGUUCUAAUCCUGCAUUUUCCGCAUUCUUGCUGGGUAAACCUGGAAAGAUCACUUUCCAUUCUGAUGGCCUUAGCUUAAUUUUUCUUGUCAAUCCACAUCUUAAGUUGCUGUUCAGUCUGUGGAUUGCCUGCAAUUAGGUCAGAUCCUACGUGGGGCCAAUCAGGUGAUGGGAUCACGUGGAGCAAAAAUCAGCUUUCUGUCUGUGGCUUCAACAGGACUGGAGUGGAGCAACUUUAGCUAUGGCCAUGAUAGAUAGUAUGCCUAAUAAAUGUCUAGGUAAAGAGUUGCCAAAUAUUUGGUGAAUAAAUGAAUCUCAUCUCAUUCUUUAAGACUUGUGUCAUGUCCUUAGGGAUGUCUUCCCUAAUUUUCCUUCCAUUCUGGUAGGAUAAGUUAGUUCACCCUUUGUGCCGCCACUAGACCUGAUAUAACUAUUAGAAUGUUAACACACUGUAUCAUUAUUUUCUUGUUUAUUUGUCUCUCUCCCACUCACAUAACUUCUGAGGGCAGGAACUAUAACAUUCAUUUCUGUACCCCCAGGGCCCAGCAAUAACUGGUCAUUAAGAAUAUUAGUAAGAGACUCUCAGUAAAUGAGUAUGAAAGAGAAUUACUGAAUAAUGAGUGAGAGAAUAGAUAGUUCCUUUGGGUUCCAACAUCCUAUGAAUCUGUGAAAUAAUAAGCUGCUAUAUUAAGAACCAUAAAAUGAAACUAGUUGGCUUUACACAGCAGCCCCAUUAGUAGAAAGAUAAUGACAAUGGUUUCAAUUUAUCGACUUACUACAUGGCAGGUAGUGUGCUAGUAAGACUUUCUAUGAAUUACCCUGUUUAAUACCUGUGAUAACUCCAGGUACUAAUACUAUCCCAAUCUGACCAAUGAGAACAGUGAAACUGAGAGAUUAAAUGCCCAAUCAGUGAGUGGCAGAAAGCUGUAGUUCAAAGUCAAGGCUAUUUGACGUCAAAGCCCAUAUUCAUAACUCUUUAAAGAGGAAAAAAUAAGGUAAUACUGAUAACUGUUAAAGUUCCAUCAGUCUAUUGUGAGGCUUCAUAAAAGCCACCUGGUUUAAUAGAACAAAGACUAUCUCUGCCAGUAGGAACCCUUCAGAGGCAUCUAGUCUAGCCCCAUCAUUUUAUCAUGAGGGAAUCUGAGGCCCAGAGAGAACUGUCUAGCAAGGCUCAGGUUUAGUUAGCAGGACGGCCUGCCUAGAUCCCACAUAUCAAGGCAUAGCUCCUUUGACUGUUACUGAAGUGCUCCCUCAGUUCAUUCAGGGCGCUGCUUGUAUGUCAUUGCACAGACUUUCCCUGACCACAUAUCUGAAGUAGCCCCCAUCACUCUUCUUCUUUAUUUUUCUUCAUAACAGAUUCUACUUACAUUAUGUAUUUAUUUGUUUACUUGUUUAUUUUACCCACUACAAUAUACGCUUCAAGAGGACAAGACUUUUACUGCUGCUUCUCUGGAGCCUGUAGCAGUGCCUGGCAUAUAAGGUACUUAAUAAAAAUUGGUUGAAUUGUUGGUUAAACAUUCCUAAGAAUCAAUUGUAAUGUGAUUUUAAUGCACUGAAACUUUUCUUUGGCCUUCAAACUUCAAAGCAGAAGGCUGUCUUCAUUUUUGCCUUUAUUUGUGCUUACUUCUGGCCUACCAUUUACCACAAUAUUAAACUUUGGUAAACAUCUGUCUCCUCCCCUGAUUUUGAGCCAUUUCCCCACAUCCGCCCUAGGACAGGCACCUUGCCUAAGUCAUCCAUGUAUCCCAAAGCCUAGCACAGGACCUGUUCAGAAAUGCUUGUGGAGGCUGGUAUGGACGCGGUAAGAGUGAUAGUCACAGGCAUCACUGCUUAGUGAUUUAUUCUCUUAAGUCUCCAUCAGCAGGUGGAAUGGAACACCCCUCCCACCCUGACGCCUUGGGUAGCCAAGGCGUUAUACUCCUUUACUGCCUGCUCUGUCUGGAGGACCCGCACAUCAAUGCCUUUUUUCUUGAGGUACUCCACAGUUGAUGGGGGUACCUGGAAAGAAGGAAAAAGAUGAGUAAGUUAAGGGGAAAGGCUGCCAGGGUUUCCUUUCCUGCCAUAGGGCAGAUCUAUUCUAGAGAAUUGGACAGUGACAACUGUCUCCUCAAUCACCCAGUGUGUCACCAGUCCAGAAUUUGGCAGUGAGCCCCAAGAAGUUAAAAAGGCUUAUAAGAAGUUGACAGAGUAUCAUAAAAUGUGUGCAUACAGCUCAGGUGAAAUGGAAACUGUAAAGAGCAUGGAUUUUGGAGUCAGUGGUGAAUUUAAGUCUUUACUAGCAGUGUGACUUUGGGUAAGUGACCUAAAUUUUCUGAGCCGUUGUUUUCAUGUCUAUACAUAGGGAUAAUAAUACCUAGCUCACAGGAUUGGUAGUACUAAUUCAGCUAAGGUAUGUAAAAUCUCUAGCAUGUAAGUGUUCAAUGUUUUGAGUCAGUCCAACCUGAGUCUAAAUUCUAACUUUGCCAUGUACUAACCCACAGACCUUAGGACAGCUAUUUAAAGUCUCUCAACCAGAAUUUCCACCCCUAUAAAAUGGAGAUAAUAAUGCUUAAAAUCACAGGGUUGGUUUGAGGAUGAAACUAAUGAAUGUAUGUAUACUGUAGCUCAAAUGUCUUCUCAGAAAGGCCUUUCUUGACCACCCCAUUUUAGAGAAGCUCCUCUUAAGUCACCAUUUUCUUCACAGCAUUUAUUACAAUCUGAAAUUUUCUGUUUUUAUUAUCCAUGAGGGCCUCGAACCCCUUGUUUGUCUUGUUUAUCUUGUCUCCAGAGCCUAGAAUAAUGUCUGAUCUAUAGAAGGUGCUUGAGUAAAUAUUUGUAAAUGAAUUUGUAUAAAAGAUUCUCAAUAGUGGCAGCUAUUAUUGGAUAUUUUCUCAACUCUGGCUUGUCCUGAAUAUUAUUUUAAAUAGAUUUUAAUUAGACUCUGCCUCGUCAGAAAGAACUCUGAGUGAAGUGUUUUUCAGAAUGCCCUAUAUUACUUUUUUAUAUGUUUGAACAAUUUUGUAAUGUAACAGUAGCCUUACAGAUAGAAAUUAUUUUAAUGGAGGAAAAAACUAGGUUAAACUAAAAAAAUAUAAAUAAAUAAGGGCACCUUCAUCAGUAGGGAACUGGAUUUUAGGACAUCUAUAUAAAGGGAAGAAGGAUGUAGACCUCUAUAUACUUAUGUGAAGGGCUGUCCACAAUGCAAUAAUGUAACUGAAUAAAAAGUUACAGAGCAAUAUGUAUAGUGUGAGCCUAUUUAUGUAAAAUAUUUAUGUAAAAACAUAUAUAUCAGUAUGUGUUAAGUGUAUAUACAUUUGCAGAUGCACAGAACUGGAGCAGUUACAGAUAAAAUGUGGAGACUGGGAGAGGGAAAUCUUAUACCUUUUAAAUUCUAGAUUUCUACUUUGACUCUUUUACAAUAAGCAUGUAUUAUUUCUAUAAGUAAAUAAAAUAAUCUUUUUAUUAUUUAA
Molecule: messenger RNA, 10002 nt
Organism: Camelus dromedarius (Arabian camel)
Lineage: Eukaryota; Metazoa; Chordata; Mammalia; Artiodactyla; Camelidae
Gene: INTS4
Product: integrator complex subunit 4
Exons: 23
Coding region: 100-2994 (964 amino acids)
Biological process (GO): snRNA processing
Cellular component (GO): integrator complex
Source: RefSeq, a predicted model, not a curated record